CAGAGUUUCGGUGUUGUUGUUGUUGUUGCGCCACACCGUUCGCCAAACAACCCCGUCGAUUUACAUACGGCCACCGAACGUGUUGACAGGCCGAUUUACUUGCGAGAAAUAUCUAUUUUUUUUUUUUGGGGCAAUAAAAAAAUCAUCGUCCAUCGGUUGAAAGCGCUUUUUGACGUCUAGACAUCGACCUUCAGGUCAUUAAUGUUUUCGCCGUAACGAUUCCGCAAUGCGAUGAAACCCUUUUGUUUUUUUUAAAUCAUAAACAUAUUGCCAUUGUAAAAAAACAAAACGGAAAACAGUAUUGUGUUGACGUAAUAAGUACCUAUAUUUUUUUCGAGAGCGGCAAUGCACCCGUUUUACAACACCUACGGUUCCGGUGGUGACGCGGGGUCCGUGGAACAAAACCUGUACGCUGCCGAUCAUAAUUGGACAGUGCCAUCACAGUCUGUAUCCAAUAAUACGCCCAUGAAAGAUAUAGAAGCAUGCUUGGAGACUGUAUCUAAUGCCAAUAUUCAUGUCAUUAAACCUGGAUCCCAUCAUUCGUACUCAACAACUCUGCAGGACAAUAAAAAUCCGUCAGAUCCAGUACCAAAUAAUCAAGAACAUCCUAAAUUGUCCGGAGUCGGUGCUGCGUUGGAAAUGAAGCACUUGUGGGAGGAAUUUAACGAACUGGGCACGGAAAUGAUAGUUACUAAAGCAGGCCGGAGAAUGUUCCCUACAUUCCAAGUUCGACUGUUCGGUCUAGACCCAGUAGCAGAGUAUAUGCUUAUGAUGGAUUUUGUACCAGUUGACGAUAAACGAUACAGAUACGCAUUUCACAGUUCAAGUUGGGUAGUAGCUGGUAAAUCAGAUCCUAUAUCGCCUCCGAGGGUGCACAUACAUCCAGACUCGCCGGCGUCCGGGAGUCAGUGGCUGAAACAAGUCGUGUCAUUUGACAAACUCAAGUUGACCAAUAACCAAAUGGAUGACAACGGCCAUAUAAUUCUCAACUCGAUGCAUCGGUAUCAGCCCAGAUUUCACGUGCUAUACAUUCCCGGACGGGACGAAGGUCCUUCACAUUCCUCAAACAACUUUAAAACAUUUAUGUUCCCAGAAACCAAAUUCACAGCAGUUACAGCUUAUCAAAAUCACAGAAUUACUCAGCUAAAAAUAGCAAGCAACCCAUUUGCCAAGGGAUUCAGAGACUGCGAAACCGAAGAGUGCGGCUCAAUGGCUAUUGACGGCGAAACACAAGCCUCUAAUAAUAACAAACCGCAAUGCAAAAAAAAUGUUUCUGGAAUACAUAACAACAAUAAUUGCAGUCAGUUCCCAAAUAAAGAGUCGGCCGGAAGUUUGGGCGUGGAUAACAUGUAUAACAGUGAUAGCUCGUCGUCGUCAUCGACAUCGUCUCCAUCGCCGUCCCACCUGACAGUUACUAUGCACGGACAACCUCAAGCGCCGACCGCCACGGCUACCGUUUCAGCAGCCCCUUACCUAGGCCAAGUGUGCAAUUACGGACCAAUAUUCCCAUCGCCGGCGUAUCCUCACCACGGUUACUCACCGUUUCACGGAUACGACAGAUUACACCAAAAAAACUCGGCAGCAGACGUAACGACCGGAUACCAUAUGCCUUACCAACAUCAUUACCACCACAAGCAUUCAGCAUAUCACGGUACCCAAAAAAUAGCAAAUACAUUUGUGCAAAAUGAUUACUCGCCUAGAUAAAAAUAAUAUGUACUAAGUUUUAUAAAAAUCGAUUUAAUACUUAAUAUAGUAUACUUUAUUUUUAUACGCGUAAAUAUUUUAUUUUGUAAUAGUUCUUCAUUGCAUUUUUUUAUAAACGUGUACUAUAAAAAGUUUUAGGUGUAUACCUAUGUUUUUUUGUAAAUAAUUUA
Adelges cooleyi (spruce gall adelgid) is the source of this 1874-nucleotide messenger RNA. Its product is annotated as T-box transcription factor TBX1-like. The record is from RefSeq and is a predicted model, not a curated record. Gene Ontology annotation, biological process: positive regulation of DNA-templated transcription; regulation of transcription by RNA polymerase II; cell fate specification. Bases 346 to 1704 code for a protein of 452 amino acids. Gene Ontology annotation, molecular function: DNA-binding transcription factor activity, RNA polymerase II-specific; RNA polymerase II cis-regulatory region sequence-specific DNA binding. NCBI's taxonomy places the organism in Eukaryota, Metazoa, Arthropoda, Insecta, Hemiptera, Adelgidae. Gene Ontology annotation, cellular component: nucleus. The transcript has 9 exons.